UUUAAAAAAAUUGUCCUACUCUAUUAAAUAUUCUAAAUAAGAAAUAAAUAUUUAAGUAGUAGAACCACAUAACAAAAAAUGAAAUGUAUUGACCAUGUUAUUUUUCUCGGUAAUGAAAUAAUACAUUAUGGACUUUACUUCAUCACCCCUGAAAUCUGAAUAGAUUGAACAUGAAAGAACCCUAUGUUUAGCCAGGAUCUUGUACUAAUCACUCUCAACUAGUUUUUGAAGUGAAAAACUCCUCACAUGUAACUUCUUAGAGCAUAAACCCUAACACUGCUUAAACCCUUUCUGAAAUAACUUUAGGGUCCAUUUUUAGUUCUUGGGGGUAUUAAAUUUGUCCAUCCAAAUCUCCGUGCUAUUCCAUUUUUUGGAAAGUAUUUGAGCAAUCAAUCAGAGGUCUCGACUUCUCGAUUUGUCUACUUGACAGGUUGAGAUGCUUGCAGGAGAAUAAUGACAUAGCCGCAGCUGGAACGUGCUAGUAUGAGGUUACAAUUUAUUAACAGAGGAUUGCGAUCUCAGUACAACUUAAAAUGCACCCCUGUAUUUGCUUAUUGCAAGAGGUACUCAGUUUCCAAUAAUGGAGAUUCCAACUUGGAUAGACCUGUCAGUUCCUUCAUUCCAGAGAGGAACCCCGAAUUUUCAGGCCGAUUGGAGAACGUGCAGAAUGGAGUAGAUAAUGCGCAUGGGUGGAACGAGGCUUUUUCAAGCAAAUUGGAGGGUGUAAGACAAGCAGUGGGUAAUGUUUGCAAGAUCUUGCAGAGUGGUCCUUGGGGACCUUCCAUGGAGAUUGCUUUAUCCAAAUGUGAUGAAAAUCCUAGCACUGAAUUGGUCACCGGAGUAUUAAGGCGGCUAGAGGAUGUCAACGCAGCAUUAAACUACUUCCGAUGGGCUGAGAAGACAACUCGUCAAGCACAUUGCCCUGAAGCAUAUAAUUCACUUCUCAUGGUAAUGGCCAGGACUAGAAAUUUCGAAUAUCUGGAACAGAUUUUGGAAGAAAUUAGUCUCGCUGGAUUUGGCCCAUCUAACACUGUAUCGAUUGAGUUGGUUGCAGGCUGUGUAAAGAAGCAAAAAGUUAAAGAAGCGUUUGAUCUAAUUCAAACCAUGAGAAAGUUUAAGAUUCGCCCUGCAUUUUCUGCAUAUACAACUGUAAUAGGUGCGCUGUCUGCUAGACAAGAACCUGAUCUCAUGCUCACGCUUUUUCAUCAGAUGCAGGAAUUAGGAUAUGAAGUAAAUGUACAUUUAUUCACGACAGUAAUUCGAGCUUUUGCUAGGGAGGACAGAGUUGAUGCUGCUUUGUCCUUGUUGGAUGAGAUGAAAAGCAAUGCUUUUGAUGCAGAUAUUGUCCUCUAUAAUGUUUGCAUUGACUGUUUUGGUAAGGCUGGUAAAGUUGAUAUGGCCUGGAAAUUCUUUCAUGAGUUGAAGGCGCAUGGUAUUUUGCCUGAUGAUGUGACAUAUACCAGUAUGAUUGGGGUUCUUUGCAAAGCUAAUAGAUUGAAUGAAGCUGUAGACUUGUUUGAGCAGUUCGAGUUCCACAGGACUGUUCCAUGUGCAUAUGCUUAUAAUACCAUGAUCAUGGGUUAUGGAUCUGCUGGAAAAUUUGAUGAAGCAUAUAGUUUGCUUGAGAGACAAAGACAAAAAGGGUCCAUACCGAGUGUGAUUGCGUAUAAUAGUCUUCUUACUUGCCUUGGGAAGAAACAAAGAGUAGACGAGGCAUUAAGGAUAUUUCAGGAGAUGAGGAAAGAUGCUGCACCUAAUCUUUCAACCUAUAAUAUUCUCAUAGACAUGCUCUGCAGGGCACGGAAGCUUGAUGUUGCUAUAGAAAUUCGUGACACCAUGAAGGCAGUUGGCUUGUUUCCUAAUGUAUUGACUGUGAAUAUAAUGAUUGAUCGUCUAUGCAAGGCUCAGCAACUUGAUGAAGCAUGUUCUAUCUUUGAAGCUAUGGAUCAUAAAGUUUGUAGACCAAAUGAAUUCACAUUUUGUUCUCUGAUAGAUGGCCUGGGUAGGCAAGGGAGAGUCGAUGAUGCAUACAGACUCUAUGAACAAAUGUUGGAUUUUGAUCUUAGCCCUACUGCCAUUGUCUAUACAUCUCUCAUCAGGAACUUUUUCAAGUGUGGGAGAAAAGAAGAUGGCCACAAAAUUUACAAGGAGAUGGUGCGGCGAGGAACUUCUCCUGACCUUACCCUCCUUAAUACUUAUAUGGAUUGUGUUUUCAAAGCUGGUGAAACAGAGAAAGGUAGGUCUCUGUUUGAGGACAUCAAGACUUGGGGAUUCACUCCAGAUGUCAGGAGCUAUUCCAUACUAAUCCAUGGCCUCAUAAAAGCCGGCUGUGCUCGUGAAACAUAUGAGCUGUUCUAUGCAAUGAAGGAACAGGGGUACGUGCUGGAUACUUUUGCUUAUAAUACUGUUAUAGAUGGAUUCUGCAAAUCAGGUAAAGUGAAUAAAGCUUAUCAGCUGCUGGAGGAGAUGAAAGUAAAAGGUCUUGAGCUAACUGUAGUAACAUAUGGCUCUGUCAUUGAUGGACUUGCUAAGAUUGACAGACUUGAUGAAGCUUACAUGCUUUUUGAAGAAGCAAAAUCUAAAGGUGUUCCAUUAAAUGUGGUUAUAUACAGUAGUCUUGUAGACGGAUUUGGUAAAGUGGGUAGAAUAGACGAAGCAUAUCUAAUUAUGGAAGAAUUAAUGCAAAAAGGCUUGUCACCAAAUGUAUACACAUGGAAUUGUUUGCUUGAUGCACUAGUGAAGGCUGAAGAAAUAGAUGAAGCCCUUGUUUCCUUCAAGUCGAUGAAGGAGUUAAAGUGCACUCCAAAUACUUUUACUUAUAGCAUUAUCAUUAAUGGUCUCUGUAGAGUAAGAAAAUUCAAUAAAGCAUUUGUAUUUUGGCAAGAGAUGCAGAAAGAAGGGCUAAAGCCCAAUAUGAUCACCUAUACGACCAUGAUCGCAGGGCUUGCAAAGGCUGGAAAUGUAUCAGAGGCUGAUAAACUCUUUCAGAAAUUUCAAGCCAAGGGAGGUAAACCAGAUUCUGCUUGUUACAACACUAUGAUAGAGGGGCUAAGCAUCGCAAACAGGGCAGUGGAGGCAUAUGAGCUAUUUGAAGAAACAAGAUUACGAGGAUGUAAUAUAUAUACCAAAACUUGUGUUAUUCUUUUAGAUGCAUUACACAAGGCUGAAUGCCUUGAGCAGGCUGCAAUUGUGGGUGCUAUAUUGAGAGAAAUAGCAAAAUCGCAGCAUGCUUCAAGAUCUUUAUAAUGUUGAAAUAUGUACUUUGUCACAAUAAAGAAUUUUUCGGUUUCAUAAUUCAAGGUCUGAUCUUUUAUUUCUUA
This is a messenger RNA of Lycium barbarum (goji berry), 3320 nucleotides long. RefSeq names its product pentatricopeptide repeat-containing protein At3g06920. The transcript is spliced from 3 exons. Gene Ontology annotation, molecular function: protein binding. NCBI's taxonomy places the organism in Eukaryota, Viridiplantae, Streptophyta, Magnoliopsida, Solanales, Solanaceae. The record is from RefSeq and is a predicted model, not a curated record. The coding region runs from base 484 to 3246 and encodes 920 amino acids.